Messenger RNA from Xylona heveae TC161, 1373 nucleotides. RefSeq names its product kinase-like protein. Gene Ontology annotation, biological process: protein phosphorylation; spliceosomal complex assembly; regulation of mRNA processing. Bases 144 to 1373 code for a protein of 409 amino acids. The record is from RefSeq and is a predicted model, not a curated record. Gene Ontology annotation, molecular function: protein kinase activity; ATP binding. The transcript is spliced from 3 exons. NCBI's taxonomy places the organism in Eukaryota, Fungi, Ascomycota, Xylonomycetes, Xylonales, Xylonaceae.
GACUCAUACAUAUUUUGCAUCUAGAAUACUGAGCAAAGAAGAAAUUCAUCAAAUAACACUCUUGUUUUCAGAGCAUUUUAUAAAUACCAACGACGAACCGCAUCGACUGCAGUCAAACUUCCGUCUGCAAUAUUAUUCAUACAAUGAUUGCCGAUGAGCUAUUUCGUCAAAUGGGCAUUCCAGUACCUGUGUAUUCGGAGGCCACAAUUGUGACGCCCGACGGCAUGGAAUGGGCAGAGAGAUAUGUUCCUGGUGGCUUCCAUCCCACCCACAUAGGCGAUAUGUAUCACGACGGGCGCUACGAGAUCGUGCACAAGCUCGGAUGGGGAAGUUUUGCAACAGUCUGGCUUGCAAGAGAUAACAAAGAAGGCAGAUACGUUGCGCUCAAAAUCCACGCCGCGGAUGCAUUUGAAAACAGCCAAGACGGACGAGCGUAUGUGUCUACGUUGCUCGACGAGUUUGUAAUUAAUGGACCGAAUGGCCAGCAUUUAUGCAUUGUCAGUAAGGCUGCGGGGUGCAGCGUUUGGGAUCAAAAAAAUGAGACGUUGGCGCGGUAUUCGCCCAAAACGGCGAGGGCAAUCUCUGCACAGUUGUUAUUAGGGUUGGAUUAUAUCCAUGCUUGUGGCGUGGUGCAUGCUGACCUACACGAAAAGAACAUUGUAUUUCAAUUUCCAAUUUUCCAGCAAGUCACGAGCAACUCAGAGCUCUAUGAAACCGUGGACAAGCCUCGAAUAGAACCACUUCGACGGAUGGACAGAUGUCCGAUUUCCGACGAAGAGGCCAGGCACCUUCCACGCUAUUUCGUAUAUCCGCCCUACAAAAUCUUCGCCGAAGCAGAUAAAAUUGUUGACCCGAAAAUCCUAAUUGUGGACUUUGGGGCGUCUUUUUCGCAAGGCCAAGGAAAACUUGAGGACUUGAAAUGCUGUCGUACCCAUUUGCCCAUCGAAGCUUUCUUCGAAAAAGACGAACCGAUCAGCCCAGCCGUUGACGUGUGGGAGGCUGGGUGCACCAUCUAUGACAUUCUGGGAAAGCAACGCCUGUUUUUGAAGUUGGUCGAUUCCAUGGUUGAUAUACUAGGCGUUCUUCCAAAACGCUGGUGGGACAGGUGGGAAUGGCGCUCAGAUUCCUUUAAUGAAGAUGGAUCACCGAAAGGGGACAUGCAUUCUGAGUCGUUGCCGAUGCAAAUCCAAUAUCUGAGGAGCGAGUAUGCUCCCGCGACGCUCGAGUAUAGUCCGGAAGAAUUCGCUAGUCUAGAAAAGCUGCUGCGCGCAAUGCUGGCUUACGAGACUUCUGAGCGGAUCACGAUUAGCGAAGCACUUCAAUCGGAAUGGAUGGUGCGGUGGGCUCUGCCGGCAAUAAAAGAGGCUUUGUAG